This is a messenger RNA of Aphidius gifuensis, 3662 nucleotides long. Its product is annotated as GATA zinc finger domain-containing protein 10-like. Gene Ontology annotation, molecular function: zinc ion binding. NCBI's taxonomy places the organism in Eukaryota, Metazoa, Arthropoda, Insecta, Hymenoptera, Braconidae. The record is from RefSeq and is a predicted model, not a curated record. Gene Ontology annotation, cellular component: nucleus. The coding region runs from base 205 to 2469 and encodes 754 amino acids. The transcript is spliced from 3 exons.
AUUAAUAGUGGGGGGGAAUGUCAUAUUACAUUGCUUGUCUUAUGUCAACAAAUGACACUAUUUGCAAUGUUAAAAAAUACAAUUAACUAGUGUCAAAAUAUUACAAUAACAACAACAAUAUAAUAAAUUAAUUAUUAAUAAAUUUUUUAAACAUUAAAAAACAAGUUAUUGUUGAAGUUUAUAGUGUUAUUAUUGCGCGGGAAUAUGUCUGGCUACCGGAGAGUUAAUUACUACGAACUAUGUAGAUUAUGUACAAGUAGUGAAGGUGAAAGAAUAAAUAUAUUUCGUGAAGAAGGUCGACGAAGAUCUCUCCAGUCAAAAAUUGAAACAUUAUUACCAAUAAGAGUUGAAGAGGAGGAUUCAUUACCAAAAAUUGUUUGUCAUGAGUGUGUUAUUAAAUUGGAAAGUUAUAUUGAAUUUCGUGAUAGUGCAUCAAAAGCUGAAUCAAUGCUGGAAGGUUAUUUUACAUCAUUAAGAUUUUCUGAUGAUUUUUUAAAAGAAGGUAAAGUUUAUGUAAAAACAAUUGACAAGGAUAAAAUUGCACCACUUCCAACACCAUCAUCAACAACAACAAUAACAACAACAGCAGCAGCAUCAUCAUCAUCAUCACAGCCAACAGUACAUGAUGAUGAUCAUGUUGAUAAUAAUGACAUUGAUGAAGAGGAUGAAGUUAAAAUGGAAAUAAAAUUAUCAGAUGUAACAAAUGAACCAACUCAAAUAAUUAUUAAUGAAUCACAUAGUCAACAUCAACAGCCAGUCUUAAUAAGUAAUUUAAAUACCUCAAACAUACAAAUAAUAAGUGGUGUACAAGCACGUGUACAACAAUAUAAAUGUGCAAUGCAGAUGCAAUCUGGUGGUGUUGCAUCAGUUGUCGAGGCAACAGCUGAAACACAUUACAGUUAUCAACAACAAACAACAAAUAAUGGUGAUCCAUUGUUUAUUGGAAAAAAUAAUAUUCAACAAUUAUCACCAGAUGAUAGCUCAUCACAUCGACGUUUAAAUGAACCACAAAUAAUUCAAAAUCAAAUACAAAAUCAAAAUCAAUUAAAUAUACAAAAUCAAAGACAAAUUGUUCAACAACAACAACAACAACAAUGUACAAUAACACAAACACAAAUUCAACAGCUACGUGAUUAUGAAAAACGACAAUUACAAAUUGAAAAAGAACAAAAUCAUGUUCAAGUUGGACAUCAAAAUAAUAAUGUUAUAUUAAAACCAGAUGAUGAAAAUCAACAACAACAACAAACAAUAACAAAAGAAGAAAUUGAUAUUAAUUCUGGUGAUGAUAAUAAUUAUACAACUGUACAAACAAAUUCAGAAGUAUUUUUAGGUCUUGCUUAUAAAGAUAAUAAUUUAACAAGCCAAGUAACAAGAGAUGAUGUCAAAGAUUACAUGAAAACAACGGAUAAUGUAGUUGAUGAUGAUGAAGAAGAAGAUGAUGAUUCAAUGACACGUAAUUCAAUUGGUCAAAUAUCAGAAUUUUUACGCAUACGUACUUGUCCAGAUACAAAUUCAUUGAUAACUGUUAAUCCACAAGCAAUUUGUCAAACAAAUAGAAAUUUAUCAUGUCGUGAUUGUGGUAAAAAUUAUGAUACAAUAAAUGAAUUAAAUAAUCAUCAAUGUCCAACAUCACCAAUGGUUAAUGGUGUUAAUGAAAUAAUAAAAGAAGAUGAUGUUGUACCAAUUAGUAAUAAUAAUAUUAAUAAUUUUAGUUGUGAUGUAUGUUCAAAACCAUUUAAAAGAAAAGAACAUUUAUUUCAACAUCGUAAAUUACAUACUGGUGAACGUCCAUAUGUUUGUCAAACAUGUUCAAAAGCAUUUAGUAGAAAAGAACAUUUAGUACGUCAUUCAGUAUCUCAUACUGGACAAAAAAUGCAUGAAUGUGAAUUAUGUGGUAAAUCAUUUUCACGUAAAGAUAAUUUACAUAAACAUAGAAAAACACAUGGUGUUUCUGGGCCAUAUAUUUGUGAAACAUGUGGUAAAUCAUUUGUUGUUAAACAUUAUUAUAUGAUGCAUUUAACAACACAUGCACCAAGUGUUGUUGAUGGUGGUUGUGUUGAUCCAUUACCAUAUAAAUGUGAUUUAUGUCAUAAAGCAUUUUCAGUUAAACAAUAUUUAACAACACACAAGUUACGUCAUAGAUCAAAAAAUAGUUCAAAUUCAUUGCAACAACAACAACAACAACAACAGCAGCAGCAGCAACAACAACAACAACAACAACAACCACCACAGCAACAGCAACAAUCACAGCAACAACAGCAACCAGUUAUAAGUUCAUCAAAUGGUAUAAAUAUUACUGGUAAUAGUAUUGUAACAUCUUCAAGUAAUAUUAAUGUUACAAAUGGACAAAAUAAUGAUUCACAAAUAAAUGAUAUACAAAGUGUCAUUGAAAGAGGUGAACAAUCACAACAACAUCCUAAUAAUUUUGAUGGUAAUCAAUAUCAUGGUAAUGUACAACAUUUUCAAUGAGAUAAAGGUAAGCGUGUCUACUAUGUUCUUCUUCCAAAUGGCAAUAAUCAUAAAAUUGUCGUUGUUUGAAGUUAAAUUUUUUAUAAUAGUGGAGCACGCAAUUUAUUCCAGCUGAUGAUAAAUAAUAUAUAUAUAUAUACAUUUUACAUAUUAACUAGAGUCUAUUGGUAUUUAAAAUUUAUUAAUAUUAAAAUAUAAUAUUGAGGCCUAAUUUUAUUUUAUUUUUUUGUAAAUUAUAAAUUACAAGAAAUUAUUAUUAUUUUUUAUUUAUUUUUUAGUAAAAUGCCAUUAUUCUUCCUCAAUAUAAUAAUUAAAAAACUUAACAAUUAUUGAUAAAUUAAAUCAAAAGUUUUUUGCUAGCGAAAAACAUAAAUAAAUAACCAGUGUGGAAAUUUAAUAAAAUAAAAAUUUUGCUUUUAACAAAUAAAUCAUUUGCAGUGCCAUUAAGAGACUGAAAAAGUUGAAAAUAUAAAAAAAAAAAAAAGGAAAAAGAAAACCAGUACAGAAAUAUGAAAAAUAAAUUAAUAAAAUUAAUGAUAAAUUAAUAAUGUUAACAAUAAUUAAAUACGAUACAUUGUGUGUAUAUAUUUAUACAAUAUUUAAGUAUUAAUAAACAUCACGAUAGAUCGAUUUAAAAUAUAUAUUUAAAAAUAUAUUAUACAUGUAGCGAGCAGUAUAAUUAAAAGAAAAAAAAAAAAUAAGAAAAUGCCAAGUGCGUUAACGUACUAUUAGAUUAAUAAUAUUUUUUCAUAAAAUAAAACAAAUAAGAGAAAAAAAAAAAUUAAAAAAGGAUAAAAAAUAUACAAAAAAACCCUAAUGAUUCCGUUAAUUAAAUUAAGUGAUUCAUAUAAUAAUUAAAAUUAUCAAAAUUUAAUUAUAAACUUAAAUAAUCGUGAUAUAAAAAUUUAUUCAAGAGUCAACAAAUUUUUUUUCGUUAAAAAUAUUUUUUAUUUUGUUAAAAAUACAUUUUUUUUGAGUUUAUAAAUUUUUUUUUUUUGUUUAAAAAUACAUCACGUUUAGUUUUAUUAUAUUUUUUAUUAUUAUUGUACUGUUGUCUGAGUAGCAGAAGGGUUUAACUAAGCUUGGAAAUCGAAAUGACAAUUGAUCGAAUGAAAUUGAUCGAAAAAGUUGUAGAAAAAAGAGAUAAUGAUAAUUAGCAUAUUUUUUGGAGAUAAGCCCUUCUUUGUGAGCAU